GGGGCAGGAGAUAGGGCCAGCCGUCUCUUGGGGCAGAGCAGCUGAUGACCCAACCCACCAAAGCUAGUUAGAGUCCUGUAGGAGUGGAGCAGGAAUGAGAACAACUUCGGGACCACUGUGAGCCAGGAUGGGGUUGGAGGUACAUAUAAGGCACCCUUGCUUUACUUUCAGAGAGGGAGUUCUUCAGGCCUUUCAAGUGAUUGACAUUUUCAAGCCCGUUAGCCACAGGACAGUGACAGGUUCUGGGAAACAGAUUGCAGCCCCAUGAAUUGGUAGCUCACUGUGCAAGGCCACUUCCCCCACGCUAGUCCAAAGGUGAAAGCAUACCCUUCUUUCAGUACCUAGCACCUCCCUUCAUGGCUCUUCCUUACUGAGGCCUUCAAGUUCCAGCCAAGGAAAGGCUUGAUCAGGGUAGGUAACUCUCAGCACCAAACCGGUUUUCCCACCUUGACUAGGGCUGGCAUAUUACCUCUGGUAAAUUCCCAAUCCCAGCAUACCCCAGCCACCAAGUUCUCCCUACCCUGGAAUGUAAGGGGGUGGGGGAUAUCCAAGUCACCCUUUGUGCCUUGUUUGCCUUAGGUGCGGGCCAGAAAGGCUGGCCAGAAAGGGUUGAGUCUUUUGUAUUUCUGGCACUAUGGGAUUACUUCCCUUGAAAAUUAGGUUUUUUUUUUUAAAUGCAAACUUUGUUUUUAUUUGUAUCAAGGUAGGGAGGAACUAGGGCCUAUAGCAGCCUAGGCAGGUGUCUCACUGCUGAGCCACACUUCCCUUGAAAGUUUUGAAACAAAGUCAAACAAAGGAGUUGGGAUUCCAUUUGACAUCACUCCUUCCUCUAGUUGGAAUUCUAGAGGAGAGGACCAGAAAGUCUAGGCUACCCAAUGGGCUUACUCUUCAGUAAGUAGGAGGGACCAGUGGCCUUUUCUCUAGAUGCCCUGGCUAAUCCAGGUCCUUUAUCUCAAGUACCAAGUCAAAUCCCUUGGAUCAGUCUCCUUCCAACAAGAAUCUCUUACUGGACUCUGAUUUAACACAAGCUAAUGCUCUUUUUCUGUGCUAAGUGUCAAACACUCAGGUGCCCAUAUGAGGUAACAAAAGCCAAGACAAACAGAGGCAGAGGUUCAGUAAUGUGCCCAGUGCCACAUUAUUAAUCUAUUGGAAGCAAGCUUUCUCCUCAGGCAGGCUCUAGAAGUAUCCCUUUAGUAGUUUGUAUUCCUGCAGAAAUCAGUUUCCAAUCCCGACUAGCCUUAAGAGGGAGACCAGGGCAUGCCAGUGUCUGUAGAAGCUCUUGCUUUCAGUGUACGGCCAUCUUGCAAUCCCCUAAACCCAUACAAAUUCAAAAUACUUAUACUUUUAUUCCUAUUUUGUAAAUUACUUUGCAAGUACACCUUUGGGACAAGUAGAUGAAAACGGUUUCCAUUUUACAAAGGAAAUAGGGUUAAGGAAUUAAAUGACCUUCCCUAAGAAAAUGGCCUUGGUCUGCUCUCCCCGGGAGUCUGCGUUACAUGUUGAAAGGUCCAGUAGAACACAUUGCUGAGAUGAGGAAAUGCUAAUGACCCUAGGCCGACAGAGCUUACAGGGAGAGAGUUAUAGAGGAAACGCUGAUAAACCACUUAUCGGGCGGGAGAGAUGGUUUAGUGGUUAAGAGUACUGGCUGUGCUUCCAGACGAUCCAGGUUUGGUUCCUAGCACCUGCAAUGGUGGCUCAUCACCAUCUGUAAAGCCAGUCCCAGGGGGAUCCAACACCUGUCCUUUGCGUGCACCAGGUACACACGGUACACAUUUAUCAAUACAGCUAGAACACCCAUACACAUAAGGAGAUAAACCAAUAAUUUCAAAAUAGACAACUUAUCACACUAUCUCCGUAUGUAUCAGAUUAGCAGAGCUCUGCGCUGUCCACUCCCACCUUCCACCCCAACCUAGACUUGUCUGGUGAUGCUGCCACGCUACUUCCUUUAGAGCUGAUAAAUGACACAGAAAAGGAAUGGGUUCUGGGGGCAUAGUAGGUUUUCACAAAGCACAGAAUGGUUCAGUGAUUGUGCAGGAGGUGGUGUGGGCAGAUAGGUGAUGCCUUCUUGGGGAGAAAGGAAGAUAUAAAUAAAGCUAACUGCCUUUUCAAAGCCUGGGCCCGGGGGACGGUAACAUAGAAAAACUACAACUCCCAGAAGUCUCUGUUUCUAGGCAAGUAGCGACGGUUGCUAUGGUUUCGGAAAACAAUAUGGCUGCUCCCAGAUGGGAUUUGAGUCUGUGCGGAAUAAGGACCCAAACACCUAUCUGAACGCUCGCAAUUGCGAGAGGAGGCAUUUGAAGGGUUCUGGGGCUAGCGCUGGGCUCUGUCGGGAACGGUGAGGCCUUGCUCUGGAUCUAAUGGAAAGCAGCGUGGAUGAGGAGGCUCUGCACCAGCUGUACCUCUGGGUAGACAACAUCCCUCUGUCCAGACCCAAGAGGAACCUCUCCCGGGAUUUCAGCGACGGAGUCCUGGUUGCAGAGCUUAUCAAGUUUUACUUCCCCAAGAUGGUGGAGAUGCACAAUUAUGUCCCCGCCAACUCUCUCCAGCAGAAGCUCAGCAACUGGGGUCACCUGAACAGAAAGGUGCUGAACAAGCUGAACUUCUCCGUCCCAGAUGAUGUGAUGCGGAAAAUUGCGCAGUGUUCUCCGGGGGUAGUGGAGCUAGUGCUCAUUCCAUUGAGGCAGCGCCUGGAGGAGCGGCAGAGGCGCCAGAAGCUGGGUGUUGGCUCCUUACAGGAGCUGGUUCCUCAGGAUAGCAGUGGCUACAUGGAUAUGGGUUUGUCCCAGAAGGUUCGAGGAGAUGCCCCAACCCUGGGAGAGCAGCUCAGAUCGCUGAAAAGGAGCAGGAGCUGUUGGCCUCUCAAGAGACAGUACAGGUCCUUCAGAUGAAGGUGAAGCGUCUGGAACAUCUGCUCCAACUCAAGAACGUGCGCAUCGAUGACCUCUCCCGGCGGCUCCAGCAGGCCGAGCGCAAGCAGCGGUGAGCGGUGCCAGGGCUGCGCGGGGUUUCCCAAUACCCGCCAGAGCCCAGACGCCGCGACCCACCACUCACCUGCGGACGCAGGAUUGGGAGGGCGGAGCGAGCUGCUCGUUAGCGUCUCCGGCAGCUACCGCGCUCGGCUGCAAAGGGUUCGGGCGAACGUGGGGGUGUUCAAAACCGAGGCCGGACACUGAUCCUCCUCCUUACACUCCAUCUGGGCCAGGAAAAAGGACCACUUUCCACAGCCCAGAAAACCUGUACGAACACACCUCAUGACUUCCCAAAUCGUGUCCUCUUUGAAGCUCCCGGCACUGGGCCUGGAGAGGCGGUCCUCUGGCUCGUUCCACACCCCUAGAACCGGUUCCUUUCUCAGCAUAGAAGAUAGCUUCAUCUCUGUCCAUGCUAAAUCUCCAUGCCCCCCGACACGCGAGAAACUAUCCCCGGAAGCUGAGGAAUUCUCUUGCCCCUUCUGGGUGCUGACCUGGGAUCCUUCUCAGGGCUGGAAAUCACAGCAGCUGGCGAGGAAGGGAUAAGGUGUUGAAGUAGUCGGGAGUAAGGGAGGCAUCCAGCUGUGCAAUCGCUCUCCUCUCAGGGAGCAUUAUCAGGAGUGCCUGGGGAAGACAAGGCAGAGCUGUCUCCAUUAAAGGUGGUGUUGUGCGUUC
Messenger RNA from Rattus norvegicus (Norway rat), 3641 nucleotides. The record is from RefSeq and is a predicted model, not a curated record. Lineage: Eukaryota; Metazoa; Chordata; Mammalia; Rodentia; Muridae.